AUGACUCAACACUCAACACAGGUGAGUGUACUAGGUACUUCAUCGAGCUCCUUCCCAAGCUCUCACGCGAAAAUUGCCAAACCCAAGGAUACGCCCUACUUUGUCGACAAUGAGUUCCGUCUCUCAGCGACGACAGAAUUCAUCGACGUGCAUGACCCUGCUACCAAUGAGCUUGUUUCGAAAGUUCCCAAGAUGACCGAAUCAGAACUAGAGGAAGUGCUCCAAGCCGCAGGAACAGCAUUUCCAGCGUGGAAGGGGAUGUCUACAAUUGCCAGACAGCAAAUCAUGUUCCGCUUUGUUAAUCUUAUUCGGGAGCACUGGGACCGUCUUGCUGCCGUGAUAACAUUGGAGCAAGGUAAAACGCUGGCAGACUCCAAAGGAGAUGUUUUGCGAGGCUUGCAGGUAGCCGAGGCCGCAUGCGCUGGACCUGAAUACAUGAAAGGGGAAGUCCUAGAAGUCGCCAAGGAUAUGGAGACCAGGACUUACCGCGAGCCACUGGGUGUUGUUAGUGUCAUCUGCCCAUUUAACUUUCCUGCUAUGAUUCCACUUUGGUGCAUUCCAAUUGCGACUAUAACAGGCAAUACUGUUGUUCUCAAACCGUCAGAGCGAGCGCCUGGGGCAGCUAUGAUUUUGAUGGAAUUGGCAGAGAAGGCUGGCUUUCCUAAAGGAGUGAUCAAUGUUGUGCACGGGGCACAUGACACCGUCAACUAUCUGCUUGAUGCCCCUUUAAUCAAGGCCAUCAGCUUUGUUGGGAGCAACCAAGCCGGGGAAUACAUAUUUGAGAAAGGAACUGCCAGUGGGAAGAGAGUGCAGGCAAACCUCGGAGCGAAGAAUCACGCUGUUGUUUUACCCGAUUCCGAUAAAGACUCGACCUUGGAGGCUAUCACGGCUGCAGCAUUCGGUGCAGCUGGCCAGCGCUGUAUGGCACUAUCGGCACUGGUACUUGUCGGUGAAGCAAAAGACUGGCUCCAAGAACUGGUUGAGCGAGCCAAGGGCCUCCGCGUGGAUGGAGGAUUCGAGCGCGAUGCCGAUCUUGGUCCAGUCGUGACGCCGCAAAGUAAGCUCAGAAUAAACAAGCUUGUGGCAAGUGCCGAGAGCGAAGGGGCUACCAUCCUCCUGGACGGGCGAGGAUUUCAACACAAAAAGUAUACUAACGGCAAUUGGGUCGCCCCAACAAUAAUCUGUGACGUCAAUCCCACCAUGCAGUGCUACAAAGAAGAGAUUUUCGGACCGGUGCUUGUCUGCCUUCAGGCAAACUCACUCGACGAUGCUAUUAGUUUGGUAAACGCAAAUCCUUAUGGGAAUGGCACGGCGAUAUUUACGUCUUCGGGGGUGUCUGCUGAGAGGUUUCGGAAGAACAUAGAGGCUGGCCAAGUCGGUGUCAAUGUUCCCAUUCCAGUCCCUCUCCCGAUGUUCUCGUUUACCGGGAAUAAACGAAGUGUUGCUGGUGGCGGUGCGAAUACAUUCUAUGGUAAGCCUGGUGUCAGUUUCUAUACGCAAUUGAAGACUGUAACAUCAAAGUGGGCUGGGCGAGACAGCGAACCUGGAAAAAUGACGCUUUCGAUGCCUACAACUAGCUGA
Penicillium waksmanii is the source of this 1581-nucleotide messenger RNA. Its product is annotated as CoA-acylating methylmalonate-semialdehyde dehydrogenase. The record is from RefSeq and is a predicted model, not a curated record. Bases 1 to 1581 code for a protein of 526 amino acids. Lineage: Eukaryota; Fungi; Ascomycota; Eurotiomycetes; Eurotiales; Aspergillaceae. Gene Ontology annotation, molecular function: methylmalonate-semialdehyde dehydrogenase (acylating, NAD+) activity; malonate-semialdehyde dehydrogenase (acetylating, [NAD(P)+]) activity. Gene Ontology annotation, cellular component: mitochondrion. Gene Ontology annotation, biological process: L-valine catabolic process; thymine catabolic process. The transcript is spliced from 2 exons.